UUGGGCUUUUUGGGCGGGUGUGCGCUGUGUGAGAGAAUCCCGCGCCAGGGUACGCAAGAUCGGCGCUAUUCCUUGGCCGCACAUCGCAAUCCGAGCUCCGGCGGGCUGCCGCGAGCUGAUUCAUCUCCGCGAUCGCUGCCCGCCCCUUUAAAUGCGGCUUCUUGCGUGCUGCUCAAGCAACGCAAUUUAGAUGCGCUGGGAGGCAGUGGCGUCUGCGGCGGCGCCGAGACGACGCCCGGGGGCAGCGGCGGCGGUGAGGCGGUGAGGCGGCGAUGGGCGCUGGAGUUCUAGGUCUUGGUGCGCAAUUGCUGGUGGGCUAGGUCAUAUGGCACAGACUGCUGCGGGAGGCAAUGGAUCGGGGGAAAGAUCCGUGAAAUGCUCGUACAGGAGGGUCACCAUGCUGAUUUGCACCGUGAAUUUGAUCGCGGUGCUCUAUGUUCUUCACAGCUUGCUAGGUCCCCGCUACUUGAGCUCCUCGUUAGCUAGCGUUGCUCGUGGUGGUCACGCGACUAAGUACUCCGAGGAGGAGCUCCAGAAAAUACGAGAGUCGCUGGAGGCCCGGAAAGCAGUGGAGCCUCACGAACUUAUGAGACGGGUGAAGGAGAUUCAAGACGAGGCCGAUUCCGAUGUGUCCAGGACCAAAGAAAUCGGCAAUGCCCGGCAGAGAGCCGCAGACGUGCUCGCGCAGCGUCUCAAGGAGCUCAAGGAAGUGAACAACCAGAUAAAUCAGCAAGCGCUCGAGGAGUGGCGGAAGAAGAGGCUUGAAGGCGUCAAGAAACGCAAAGAAAAGGUGUAAAAAUCACACACACAGUCACACGAGAGAAGGCAUCCUUUAUUAUUCGUAUAUAAAAGGUUUUCAAAUUCGAUUUCCCGGGAA
Messenger RNA from Selaginella moellendorffii, 877 nucleotides. RefSeq lists its product as uncharacterized. Lineage: Eukaryota; Viridiplantae; Streptophyta; Lycopodiopsida; Selaginellales; Selaginellaceae. The record is from RefSeq and is a predicted model, not a curated record. The transcript is spliced from 4 exons. Bases 326 to 796 code for a protein of 156 amino acids.